GAACAGCCCAGCAUUGGUAGUCGGUUGGUAAACGCGCAGUGCAGCGGCGCGGCCAGUUGCCUCGCGACCGCCGCGCCCGCCGCCCGUCUGUGUUGCCACAAUGGCGUACUCGUGGGACAACCGGGUUACGUUUGUGGUUCGAUUUCUUUAUGACAUCGACAACAACGGCUACCUCGACGCGCACGACUUCCAAUGCCUAGCGCUCCGCUCGUGCGUGCUGGAAGGCAAGGGGGACUGCUCCGCCGCCCGGCUGCAGAAGUACCAGCACAUAAUGCUCAGCCUGUGGGAGGAGAUCGCCCAGCUGGCGGACUUCGACAAGGUUCCUGACUAUGACGGCACCAUCUCCGUCGACGAGUUCAAACAAGCCGUGAAGAACAGCUGCGUAGGCAAGCGGUACGAAGACUUCCCUCAGGCCAUGAAGGCGUUCAUAGAAUCCAACUUCAGAAUGAUUGACAUCAAUGACGACGGAGUUAUGGGGGUCGAGGAGUACAGAUAUGACUGCGUGCAGCGGAUGGUGGUGGAAGACAUUAAAGUCAUCGACGAUGCUUUUGACACGUUAUUAAAUGAUGACGACAGGAAGAAGGGCGGCCUCACCUUAGCCAGAUACCAGGAGCUGUUCGCGCAGUUCCUUGGAGACGAGAAGGAAGACUGCCAAGCGAAGCACCUCUUCGGCCCUCUAGAGAUAUAACGACCCUAGCCAUAGACUUACAAGUUUAGCCCUUAGGGCUUUAGCUGUGACUGCUACACCUACACCCAGUUGCACAUUAGUAGCCAGGUUUCUGUCACUCGACAUCAACUUUGGCGAUAGUUUAUAUGUACUUAGAUGGGCAAACUGGGCAAUAAGGAAUAGGAAUUUUAGUUCGUCAUAGAGAUUUCGGGAAUCCACAAUUAUUUCAGUACCUGGCCAGUGCGCUGGCAGACAUGUUUCUAUAUUUACGGAAUACGCAACGUCGGUAAAUGACGCCAAAAAUACAUCAUCGCUGCGUCGAUACAGUCAAGCGGAUUAGUAAACAAACUGGCCAUAAACAAUUAGGGCGCAGAACAAAAUGGUUUACAAAUUGUCACCAAUAUUUUACAAAAAAAAACGCCAUUCGCGCGCGAGUUAUACCUAAAAAAAAUUAUGUUUUGUCACUUAAUGAAAGUACUAAGUUUUAAUUGGUUUACAAUUGGAUUGAUUACGCUAUGUAACGAAAAAUUGUCACUCAUUUUUAUGUUAGACUUCCGUUACAUAAAGUAAUUAAAUCAGUGUAAUUAUUGUCUAUUUAAAUCUGUCUGCUAUGACUUUUAAUUCCUCGAUGGCCAGUUACAACACAAUUCUUAGUAUUAUAAACUUUAGUGUGCGUUUUAGUUUUUUGAUAGUUUUAAAUAUAACUGAGUUCUGAUUAUCCCGUCCCAGCACAUCACAAUGUGAUCUUAUUUUAAGAUAUUAUAAUAUAAUUGUUGCAGUGAGAUUUAACGUUAAUUUUUGUAAGUUUGUUUUAUUUUGUUUGUGAAUUAUGGAAUGUUAGUACCCCCUUGUUUUUACUGUUCCUGUGGUAUCAUUAUAAUUAUAAGAAAGGAACUACCAACUGGUUUCUUGUUA
This is a messenger RNA of Cydia fagiglandana, 1582 nucleotides long. It is a transcript of the gene Scp1, whose product is annotated as sarcoplasmic calcium-binding protein, alpha chain. The transcript has 4 exons. Bases 101 to 688 code for a protein of 195 amino acids. Gene Ontology annotation, molecular function: calcium ion binding. The record is from RefSeq and is a predicted model, not a curated record. NCBI's taxonomy places the organism in Eukaryota, Metazoa, Arthropoda, Insecta, Lepidoptera, Tortricidae.